This is a messenger RNA of Funneliformis caledonium, 201 nucleotides long. NCBI's taxonomy places the organism in Eukaryota, Fungi, Glomeromycota, Glomeromycetes, Glomerales, Glomeraceae. The record is from the annotation of a GenBank genome assembly.
AUGGACGACAUUGCUUCAGAAAUAGAAUUUCUAUGCGAUAAUGCAAAUAAUUCUAAUCGAAUGAAUGGUGAAGUAGAUUCUCCUACUGAACUAGAAUCAAUAAUUUUAUACGAAGGAAAGAAAUUUUCUACUUGGGAAAUUUGUGAAUCGUUUUUAGAUGUAUGGGCUAAAAAAAAUACACUGCAGAAAAUCUUACAAUAA